Molecule: messenger RNA, 1384 nt
Organism: Fusarium odoratissimum NRRL 54006
Lineage: Eukaryota; Fungi; Ascomycota; Sordariomycetes; Hypocreales; Nectriaceae
Exons: 2
Coding region: 329-1153 (274 amino acids)
Source: RefSeq, a predicted model, not a curated record
UUCCAAAUUCAUCUUCAAUCCUGAGACGUAGCAAUUGAGAACAGCCUGAACUGUAGGUACAUAUCAUGUACGUAACGGCCAUCAGGGUGGGUUGUGUGCAGCAGCAGAAGUAGAAGUAAGAAGCCUUGGCCCCUGGCUCUACCUCAAGGUGGUUAGCAGUGGACUCUGGAGGAUUUCUUUGCCCACGUGCAGUCCCUUGGGACAGGCAACUCCUUGCCACCUGCGAACUACCAAUGUAUACUGAUGGAGUGAUCUUGGGCCUGUAUGUUGCAAGCCGUGACUUUGACCAGCGACGCGACGCACCUCGAGUUGCUACCCGCAAACAACUAUGGGUAAUUUCGGAACUGCUGUCAACUCCCUGUUGGGCACUUAUACCAAGUGCCUAUCUCUUCUCAAAGGCUUCCCUAAGGAUGAGGAUGCGGGGACGUUGAGUGAGACUCGCUCAACACUGAGCACCUCACUUCGAUCUGACAGAGCUCGAGUGCGACGAGAAUAUGCUUCACGACUUUCACAAGAUGGUUCUCGGUUUGAAAAAGGUGAUGCUCCUGCACGAUCGGCUCUUAGGCGCAUUGUGAGGAAACUCACAAACACCCUGGCCGAUGUUGUCCGCUCAUUUCAUGACCCGAAAGGACAGCCGAUCAAUUGCGAGUCUCUUCUAGCUCUAUCCACAGGCUCAAGUCUAGACGCCGUUCGCGCGAUGAAUGACUUGUCAGGCAGAGUAGGAUCAACAUCAAGUUCCAGUUCACGGGGUAGCAUCGUGAGCAGAGGACGACAGAGAUCCCGCCGUCAUAGCCAGAAAACCGGAGUCAAGUCUAAGAGACGUUCAACAGAAGAGCGGUCUAAGCGUGAGAAGACGAGAAGCAAGAAGCCCACGAGCCAGAGCCGGAGCCGGAGACGGACGUCCUCCGAUCGGCUGCAUCGUCAACAUGGUUCCAGAAGCCGGCAGCCGCCGGAAAUAAAAGGGCCUCAUAACCGAGUCUCAAUAGUGACCUUUGCUUCGGAUUCGACCAAGUUGGGAGAAAUCAGGCGGCGCCUGUCGAAGCAGAUGCCUCUGGAGGAAUAUGAGAAUAGGGUCGCUUAUCCAUUGUAUGCGUAUCAUGCCCAAGAGGCACCAGUGCGUAAGAAAUGGUGGAAUCCUUUCAGGCGCUCAUGACUGGUGAAACCUAUUUUUGAGCUGGAUUAAUACAUAUGAUACCCGAUGCUGUAUAUGAAUAUUGUUGUUGUUUGGUGGUGUACUAUUACCAUAUAGACCGUGUUAAGUUUGAGAUCUUUAUCUCAUCACGCAGACCAAUGAAAGAACAACCUAGAAUAGACUCACCCGACCAAAUCUCUCUCGAGGGGACUGUAAAGCCCUUCUAGGUAAGGUAAGGAACUUAAGAAUAUA